CCAACAAUUUCUCGAACAUUAAGAGAAACCUUAUUUACACAAGGUCAAACAAGAUCUUUGUCAGAAUCAGACUUUGAACUUUAUAAGAAGAAAUCAUCUUACCAUUGUGAGAGGAAUGAAACUGUACUUAUUUCUAAUCACUCUGAAAUCGAUUGGGUUAUUAAUUUGGAAACAUUAAAUAGUUUGAAGGACUUUAGCUCAC
Messenger RNA from Funneliformis geosporum, 202 nucleotides. Lineage: Eukaryota; Fungi; Glomeromycota; Glomeromycetes; Glomerales; Glomeraceae. The record is from the annotation of a GenBank genome assembly.